Bathycoccus prasinos is the source of this 1368-nucleotide messenger RNA. RefSeq lists its product with no specific name. Gene Ontology annotation, biological process: maturation of SSU-rRNA from tricistronic rRNA transcript (SSU-rRNA, 5.8S rRNA, LSU-rRNA). The record is from RefSeq and is a predicted model, not a curated record. The transcript has a single exon. The coding region runs from base 1 to 1368 and encodes 455 amino acids. NCBI's taxonomy places the organism in Eukaryota, Viridiplantae, Chlorophyta, Mamiellophyceae, Mamiellales, Bathycoccaceae. Gene Ontology annotation, molecular function: protein binding. Gene Ontology annotation, cellular component: small-subunit processome; nucleolus.
AUGAAGGUGAAAGUCAUCAGCCGCAUCGAGGAGGAGUACACUCGGGAGACGAAAUCGGAAGCGAUUAAAAUCCACCGCAAUUUAGACCCACGGUUACGACCGAUGCACCGAGCGACGGAGUAUAAACGAGCGUUGAACGCGACAAAGCUAGAUAAAGUGUUCGCGAAACCAUUUUGUGGCGCGUUUGAAGGACAUUCGGACGGGAUUUUGUCCCUGGCGAAGAAUACGCAGAACUUGAAACAGAUGGCGAGUGGAGCCGCCGAUGGGGAAAUACGAGUUUGGGAUUGUCCGUCGAGGAAAGCGCUGAGAAUUUUGAAUUCACAUUCCGGGGCCAUACGAGGAUUAAGUUUUGAUAGGACCGGAGGGAAGUUAGUGUCGUGUUCGGACGAUCGAUCGAUACGGAUUUGGAACGUUCCAGAGGCUGAAUUAGGAGAACUCGGGAGUCGCGAGACGAGACGGGAGGAACGCCCGGCGAUGGUCGUCGCCGGAGAAAGCGCGUAUAGAGACGUGGAUUGUCACUGGGGGAAAGAUAUGUUUGCCACGGCGGGGAACUGCGUAGAUUUAUGGGAUAUGAAUAAAGAUGCGCCGGUGAGCUCGUUCGAGUGGGGGUGCGAUACGGUGUUGUCGGUGAGGUUUAAUCCCGCGGAACCUGAGAUUUUCGCCAGUUGCGGCAGCGAUCGGUCGAUUGCUUUAUACGAUUGUCGAACGAAUACGCCGACGAGGAAACUCAUCAUGCAAAAUAAGUGCACAAAAUUGUGUUGGAAUCCGAUGGAGGCGUUUAACUUCACCGUCGCGAACGAGGAUUGUAACUUGUACAGUUACGACAUGCGAAAAUUGAACGUGUCGACGUGCGUGCAUAAAGAUUUCGUUUCCGCGGUGUUGGACGUGGAUUACUCGCCGACUGGGAGGGAAUUCGUAGCCGGUUCUUACGACAAGAGCAUUCGUUUGUUCGACUUUAACAGCGGUCACUCGAGAGAUUGUUAUCACACGAAACGAAUGCAGAGAGUGUUUUGCGUGAAAUUUAGCAUGGACGGCACGUACGUCUUUAGUGGUUCGGACGAUUUCAACGUCCGAUUAUGGAAAGCGCACGCGAGCGAAAAGGUGGGCACAUUACUCCCGAGAGAAAAACGAAAAAUGCAGUACAACGAAGCGUUGAAAGAUCGAUUUAAGCACAUGCCUGAAAUUAGACGCAUUGCAAAUCACAAACACGUCCCGAAAUCGAUUCAUAAAUCAGCCAAAUUGAGACGAACGAUGACUGACGCUCAAACCAGGAAGAAAGAAAGAAGAGUGGCGCACGCGGCGCCGGGCGCGCAUAAGAAGGAGUUCAAACCAAUGAGGAAAGAGAGAAUCGUCGAAGAGUUGGAGUAA